Tetranychus urticae (two-spotted spider mite) is the source of this 1684-nucleotide messenger RNA. Its product is annotated as protein mab-21-like 2. Lineage: Eukaryota; Metazoa; Arthropoda; Arachnida; Trombidiformes; Tetranychidae. The record is from RefSeq and is a predicted model, not a curated record.
AUGUUAGUUCCACCUGAUGUUACACCCUAUGGAACCCCUAAAUUAUUGUAUCAUCUAAAUAGAUAUUGUACUGAUAGAGUUAAUUAUCGAAGAGGACAAAUUGCCAAAACAAUUAGAGAGAUUGUUAAGAUUGUUCAAGAUGUUUUGAAGGAGGUUGAAGUACAAGAGCCAAGAUUCAUCUCUAGUUUAAGUGAAUGUAAUGGAUUUUAUGAAAAUGACCGACCCUUAACACAACUCAAAGGUUUGGAAGUUAUAUCACCAAAUGAAUUUGAAGUUAUAUUAUAUUUAAAUCAAAUGGGAGUAUUUAAUUUUGUAGAUGAUGGUUCCCUACCUGGAUGUGCUGUACUUAAGCUUUCUGAUGGUAGGAAAAGAUCAAUGUCACUGUGGAUUGAAUUUAUAACCGCCAGUGGUUACCUUUCUGCGAGGAAAAUACGCUCAAGAUUUCAAACACUGGUAGCUCAAGCUUGUGAUAAAAGUACCUAUCGAGAUAUGGUUAAAAUGAUUGCAGACACUAGUGAAGUUAAAUUACGAAUUAGAGAACGUUAUAUUGUUCAAAUUACUCCAGCUUUUCGCUGUCAAGGCCUUUGGCCUCGUUCAGCUGCUCAUUGGCCUUUGCCUGACUGUUCUUGGCCACCUCAAAGUGUUGUUGCUGAAAUUAAAACUGAAGGAUUUGAUUUACUCAGUAAAGAAUGUGUAACACUUCAGGGUAAACAAAGCUCAAUGGAAGGUGAUGCUUGGGUUUUGAGUUUUGUUGAAGCUGAAAAUCGAUUAUUACAGGGUGGCUGUCGUAAGAAGUGUUUAUCAAUCUUAAAGACAUUGAGGGAUCGCCAUCUCGACUUACCUGGUCAACCAAUAACAUCUUAUCAUUUGAAAAGCCUCGUUCUUUAUGAAUGUGAGAAACAUCCACUGGAUAGUGAAUGGACAGAAUCUUCCAUAGGUGAUAGAAUCAACGGAAUCUUAUUACAAUUAAUUUCAUGUUUACAGUGUCGUCGAUGUCCACACUAUUUCCUACCCAACCUUGACCUUUUCAAAGCAAAGUCCGCAAGUCACUUGGAGACGGCAGCCAAGCAAACAUGGCGUCUAACUCGAGAGCUUUUAACCAAUCCAAGAUCUUUUGAUAAAUUGUAAAUCUUUUUUUACAAAACCUUGCACGGUAACAGAUAACAACAGUUUACUAAUUAUAAUGACGAGGACGAUUGUAAGUUGGACAAAACUCUCAUCAGCAUUUGUCCAAGAGCUACAUGUUUUGUUUAUCACUGAAAGGAUUUGAAAUUGGAACCGUAAACUGAACCAGCAAUCGGAGGAAAGUCCUUACUAUUGGUCCUGAUGUAAACCUUGAUAAAUGAAUUGGAUUACUUUUUGAUCAACUAAUCAUUAUGUCCACUUUCAUCACAUCAAAGUUAACCUCUUUUUCCGUUUGUUUAAUCAGUUGAUUUUUAUCAUAAACAAUCAACUGAAACACUUAUUAUACAUUGAAUCAAAAAUGAAAAAGGCGAAAAAACAAGAUAAGUAAAAAAUGCUAAUUGUAACACUGUAACUCAUUAUUAUCGAUCAACAAAUGUAAAUGUAUUAUAAAAGAAACGCUAAUACAAUUUAAUGUUUUGUUCACCAUUAAAUUGUAUGCUUCUUCAUUGUCAUUAUUGAUAUUAUAUAAUCAUUAACAUCGUCAAUUCAUCUUUGUUUU